Messenger RNA from Staurois parvus, 421 nucleotides. The record is from the annotation of a GenBank genome assembly. NCBI's taxonomy places the organism in Eukaryota, Metazoa, Chordata, Amphibia, Anura, Ranidae.
UGAUGUCCUCCCACUCUAACCAUGCAUGCGCAGCUCCGGGGACACGCAGCGUGGCGAUCAGUGGUGCGCUGUGUCCCUCGGACACAGUGGAUCACCGAUCAACAUAAAGAGUCGAAGAUGUCGGCUUGGUCAUGUGAUCAGCUGUGUCCAAUCACAGCUGAUCACUGAUCAUCAAGGCAGUGAUGAUCAGUGUGCCCUGAUGAUCAGUGUAGCCCCAGCAGUGCCACCUGUCAGUGCCCAUCAAUGCCACCUGUCAGUGCCCAUCAAUGCCACAUAUCAGUGCCUACCAGUGCACAUCAAUGCCACAUAUCAGUGCCCAUCUGAGCUGUCUUUCAGUGUCACCUAUCAGUGCCUCCUAUCAAUGCCAGUCAGUGCCACCUAUCAGUGCUGCCAAUCAGUGCCACAAAUCAGUGCCAGUCAG